Messenger RNA from Ceratina calcarata, 894 nucleotides. RefSeq names its product Vitamin-K epoxide reductase (gene Vkor). The transcript has 3 exons. Gene Ontology annotation, molecular function: vitamin-K-epoxide reductase (warfarin-sensitive) activity. The record is from RefSeq and is a predicted model, not a curated record. Gene Ontology annotation, biological process: peptidyl-glutamic acid carboxylation; vitamin K metabolic process. Bases 241 to 735 code for a protein of 164 amino acids. NCBI's taxonomy places the organism in Eukaryota, Metazoa, Arthropoda, Insecta, Hymenoptera, Apidae.
AACGAUAAUCAGAAACGGGAAAGGAGCAAAGUUCUUGCACAGUCGAUGCUCAGCGCUCGGAAUACUGAAACUUAAAUAAACGCGGUAAUUGUCUUUACUUUAGCAUAACAUCGAUCGUCGUAUUUGCAUAAUUUACUUCAGACGGGAUCAUUAAUUUCGAAAUCGCGACCGUUUAGAAAAUUCUCAAGUGAAAAUAAUUCGAAUCGAGAGAUUAAACGCGUACAGUUACGAAGUUAAACAAUGGCUAACACUAUUAAACAAUCGAUACGAAAAUUAAUCGCCGGAAUCUUAACAACGUGCAUCGUAGGUUUUACUCUUUCUUGCUAUGCGUAUUGGGUGGAAUUGGCGAAAGAAGAGGAUUAUUCCUACGAGCCGAUGUGCGACAUUAGCGAACAUAUUAGCUGCACCAAAGCGUUCCAGUCCGAAUAUGGGAAGGGCUUUGGAUUAAUUCCAGAGACGUCGGUAUUUUAUAUGCCAAAUCCUAUAUACGGAUUACUGUUUUACGCUUUGGUAGCAAUAUUGAGUGUCUCGAAUAAAUGGUCGGCUCUGGUCGUUGCAUUAGCAACUAUUUCAAACAUCGGCACCAUUUACCUGGCCAGGAUUUUGUACUUAGAAAGAAAUAUCUGCAUUGUUUGUGUUAGUCUCUAUGUCGUAAAUGUUGUCCUGUUAAUACUCGCUAUUAAAAAGCAUCGAAGACUAUCUGAAGAUGGCACGAAAAAGAGAAAAUUGAAGUGAACGUUUCAGAAAUCUUUUGUUUUUAAAUUAUUUAAUUGAAACCUAAUAAUAGAUUAAUCAUUGUAAAUUUGAUCUAUUUACAUGUAUACCGUUUGGUUUAUUAAAAUUUUCCGAAAAAAUGCGUACUAUUUAACACCCUCAAUAAAUGAUCUUGAAGAA